Carica papaya (papaya) is the source of this 2469-nucleotide messenger RNA. Lineage: Eukaryota; Viridiplantae; Streptophyta; Magnoliopsida; Brassicales; Caricaceae. The record is from RefSeq and is a predicted model, not a curated record.
GACAGCCACACACACACAUAUGUAAAUCUAUAUGCAGAAAUGUACACCUUGCAUGAGAAUCUAGUGUAUAUUACCAGUGCUUGAGUAGUGAUGAUGUUAUAGAUGUUUGCAUUUGCUAACUUUGUUUCUAUUUUUCUUCUAGCUCUUUGGCCGCCCACAGUGGCUGACCGUCAGAGGGCGUUCACAUUGUUAUGUAAAUAAGGUGUUUUGCUUACUUAAUCAAACGGUACCUAAAAAAAAUGUUCUCUCUCAUCUGCUAACUGCAAAAGGGAAGAACCGUCUUCUUGCUUUACUUCUUCCUUUCACAGGUAAAGUAGUUUGCUUCUAUUGAAAUUAUAUCAGGUUAUUCAAGUGCUGGAAAGCAAAGGUUGUCAAAUAAGAACUGGUUGCCAGGUAAAAUCCGUUCUCACUGCAAAUGAAGGUUGUGUUGUAGAAUGUGGAGAUGGCUUACCAGACAUAUAUCAUUCUUGCAUAGUGGCUCUUCAUGCUCCAGAUGCUCUGGAUUUAUUAGGAAACCAAGCAACUUUUGACGAAUUGAGAAUUCUUGGUGCUUUUCAAUUCGUAUAUAGUGAUAUUUUUCUUCAUCGCGACAAAAGUUGAAUGCCCAAAAACCCAGCAGCAUGGAGUGCCUGGAAUUUCCUGGGUAGUACAGACAAUAAAGUGUGCUUAACAUACUGGCUCAAUAUACUUCAGAAUUUGGAUGAAAGAAGUGAACCCUUUCUAGUGACUCUCAAUCCAGAACAUACUCCUAAAAAUACCUUGCUUAAGUGGACAACUGGUCAUCCAGUCCCCUCUGUUGCUGCAUCUAAGGCAUCACUUGAGCUUGAUCAAAUCCAAGGGAAGAGAGGAAUUUGGUUCUGUGGAGCAUACCAAGGUUAUGGCUUCCAUGAAGAAGGACUAAAGGCUGGCAUGGUUGCUGCACAUAGUUUGCUGGGAAAACAUUGUUCUAUACUGAACAAUCCGAAACACAUGGUACCUUCUCUUAUGGAAACAGGUGCUCGUCUGUUUGUGUCCAGAUUCCUGGAGCAUUAUAUAUCGACUGGUAGUGUAACUUUGUUAGAGGAAGGAGGAACAAUCUUUACGUUUGAAGGAAGACCGAGAAAAAAUCCUCUAAAAUCAGUUUUAAGAGUGCACAAACCUCAGUUUUACUGGAAGGUGAUGACACAAGCUGAUCUGGGUCUAGUAGAUGCAUUUAUCAAUGGGGAUUUCUCUUUUGUUGAUAAAGAUGGAGGACUUAUAAAUCUUAUCAUGAUUCUUAUUGCCAAUAGAGAUUUGAAAUCUUUCAUUUCAAAACCAACUAAUAAAAGGGGUUGGUGGACACCAUAUUUGUUUACAGCUGGUAUAGCAUCUGCAAAAUAUUUUUUCAAGCAUGUUUUGAGGCAAAAUACUUUGAUACAAGCUCGCAGGAAUAUAUCCCAUCAUUAUGACCUGAGUAAUGAGCUUUUUGCUCUAUUCUUGGAUGAAACAAUGACAUACUCUUGUGCAGUGUUUAAGAGGGAUGAUGAAGAUCUAAAAGUUGCCCAGUUGAGGAAAAUAUCCCUUUUAAUUGAAAAGGCUAGAAUCAAUGAGAGCCACGAAGUUCUUGAGAUUGGAUGUGGUUGGGGAAGCUUAGCUAUUGAAGUUGUCAAAAAAACUGGAUGCAAAUACACUGGCAUUACUUUAUCAGCGGAGCAAUUGAGAUAUGCAGAAAAGAAAGUGAAGGAAGCUGGACUUGAGGAUCGCAUUAGAUUUCAACUCUGCGAUUAUCGGCAACUUUCAGGUUCCAAUAAAUAUGAUAGAAUAAUAUCAUGUGAGAUGAUAGAAGCUGUUGGCCAUGAAUACAUGGAAGAAUUUUUUGGCUGUUGUGAAUCUGUGCUGACAAAGGAUGGCUUUCUUGUUUUACAGUUCACAUCAAUACCAGAGGAAAGAUACAAUGAGUACAGGCUAAGUUCAGAUUUUAUCAAGGAAUAUAUUUUUCCUGGUGUGUGUAUACCUUCGCUAAACAGGAUAACAUCAGCCAUGUCUACAAGAUCAAGACUAUGGGUGGAGCAUGUGGAAAAUAUAGGAAUUCAUUACUAUCAAACAUUGAGAUAUUGGAGAAAGAACUUCUUGGAGAAGCAGAGUGAAAUAUAUGCAUUAGGAUUCAACGAAAAAUUCAUUAAGACGUGGGAAUAUUACUUUGACUACUGUGCAGCUGGUUUCAAGUCUUGUACGCUUGGAAAUUACCAGGUAUCAUCUAUGGAGUAUUAACACAUCUUCAACUAUUAGGAUUAAUUUGUCACAGCAACAACCCCAAUGAUUUGGUAGAGAAUCAGGAGAGUUUGUAAAUUUAAAUAAAAAUCCUAUGGUAUAUUGCCUAUGUAUUAACUUCAAUACAAUAUUGCUUGACCUUCUUUCUUUUUCUUUGGCAACCUCAAAGUUCCAGCCUCUUUCCAUUUUUUUUCCUUUUAAAACUUAUGUAACUUUUAUCUCUGACUAACUUUAUACUUU